CGAUAGGGAAGCAGCGCGCGAACCGCUGGCGUCGCGACGCUCCGAGAUGAUCGUCGCGCGUCACCACGUAUUCGAGAUGAGAAUAUCGUUGCCUGGCGAUCGUGGUCUCGGCAUCCUUCCAGAAAUCGCGAGAUUCGGCGGUAUAUUUAACAUCCCACGAAAUAAAUCGAGCGUGACGAACACGUGUAUCACGAUAUUUGGAAAACGCGAAAAAAAUGAUCAAAUGAAUCAAUAUCAAAGUUAAAAUAAAAAAAAGACAGAGCGCGUGAUCGCGAGAGAAGGUGCAUCUGACUAGACGAGUGUCAAAGCGUACACGUAUAUAUGCACGCAUAACAGACGCCCUAUAUAAGUGUAUAUAUGUCAUUAUAAAAAGAGUCAAUAAAAAUAAAAUAAGAAAUCGUAAAAAGAACCGUGAUAAAUUAGAAGACAGAUAAUUGCAUAUAGAUAAUCCAUUUUUGUGCGUGUAUCAUAUGUGUGACUAUAUAUAUAUAUAUUUCUUUCUCCGUCAUUAUCAUUUUUUUUUCGUGUGCGUGCUAUUUCUUCGUUUCGCGAAUCCCUCGAGGAUGCGUGAGCUCCAGUAGUUAUAUCGGCCUAAUAUCUAAUAUCUCGCGUCAUCGCGCGCGCAAAGCGUCGCGACGCCGCUAUAUUCCAAGAGAUUCGUUCCGACGAGAAACUUAGUGAUAACGAGACCACCGUCAACCUCAUCGUGACGGAAGAAAUUGCCACGGUUCGUCCGGACUCUUCAACAGGUGGCCGAAAUCGAUCUCGCAUAUAUAUAUGUCGAGAGGAAUGACCGUCGUUCCCCCCAGAAGCGAAAGUUUCGUCGCGACAUGUUAAUUGCCUAACUGUCGCCAUUUCUCACCGAAUAAACAUCAAAGGAACCGGCGAAAUCGAGACUGUGUUGCUGUUAGUAAUAUCAACAAGCAUAUUAUAAUAUUUAUAUAGUGUAGAAAAUAAAUGUAAUUAAAUUCUUGACAUACACAAAUGAUUCUAUCGACGAGACGAUCGAACACGUUUCUAAAAUAUAUUGCUGCCAAAGAACAGAACAAAUUGAUUGUGUGCUAUAAUUCAGAAAUAAGAGUGAGCAUACAUCGAUGUCCUGGGAACGAGCCCUUUGAUAUAAAUAUCUUUGAUAAUAUCAUUGCUCGUCUAUUCAUAAAUCUUCAACAUUUACUCACUGCCACCUUGCAAAUUAAUGGACAAGGAGAAGAAAUCGGUGUUACCUCUAAUAAGAAUCUUUUGUCAUAAUUUACGACGCUUCCCAUUUUCACACGAACUUUACUGAGAUGAUCAUAUUGAUAUUUAAAUAAAAAAUGCAAUGAGAUCAUUAACAAUCUCGAUUUAAAAAAAAGUGAAAAAGUGGAAAAAAUGGAUUUCUUUGAGAUUCAAUGUCACGAUAGAAAGAGAACUGAAUGCAAGAAUUAUGAUCGUACAACGAAAACAUAAUGUUUUUCAUCGAGCUGUCUUGCUAAAUUGUUAACAAAAUCGAAUGCACUUAAAGGAUUAUUUAAGCGAACAUCGGACGAUAGGUGCAACGCGUUCGCAUACGUGUCUGAGAAUAAUCGAUGCGAAGUCAUUUAGCCCCGGCGAGGGAUAACCGCGACGCGAAAUUCAAGCUAAUCUGCUUAUCUCUCGGGCCAUAACUCGCUUAUCUAUCAAAACCUUGUCGCGCGCAAUCCAGCGACAUCGACGUAAAUGAACGAGCUUCAUGAGAAAUUAUUUCACAUCUUCGAGGAUCGAUGAUGCCGCCGAUCGCGAUUACUUUACUCGACUUUGUCAGGACGCACUCUUCCGCUUAACCUCCCGGCUCGCCGAAUCGCAUUAUCGGAGAACGGGACUUCCCCUCGUUGUCCUGGAAAAUGGUCCCAUCCACGCUGGUGCUAUUGAUAUAACGCAUGAUCGAUUCGAGAUAACGACGAGAGAGAAGAGAAUAAGGAGGAAGUAAAAGAGGCGCGUAUUGAUUGCGAUCGGUACUCUUCUUCAGGAUGCACUAUGGUUAACAACACAGAAAUGACGCAAAUAACGUCGGAAUCGUCGGUUGUAUUGGCAAUGCAAAAUUCAUCGGCGUGCAAUUACAGCUAUCCGGAGGACGUUAUCACGUCGAGCGUGACGGUGCAGAUAGUAUUCUGCGCGUUCUACAUCAUCAUCUUCGUGCUGGGUAUUUUCGGCAACGUGCUGGUGGUCUUCGUCGUCGGACGAAAUCGCCAGAUGCACACGGUCACUAACCUCUUUAUCGCGAAUCUCGCACUCAGCGAUGUGCUAUUGUGCGUGCUGGCCGUGCCCUUCACUCCGCUGUACACCUUCCUGGGCGGUUGGGUUUUCGGUGAAACCCUUUGCCAUCUGGUGCCCUACGCCCAAGGUGUCAGCGUGUACAUCAGUACGCUUACAUUGACCAGCAUAGCGGUCGAUCGGUUCCUGGUGAUCAUCUAUCCGUUUCAUCCGCGCAUGAAGAUCGAGAUAUGCCUGGCCAUCAUCGUGAGUAUUUGGGUGAUUGCGCUGGUAGUGACCUUACCGUACAUGCUGUAUAUGCAGCUGGAGGAACCUUAUAACAUUACCUAUUGCGAGGAGCACUGGCCCAGCGAGCCAUUUCGCAAGGCCUUCAGCUCGCUCACCUCGAUAGUGCAGUUCGUCAUGCCGUUCUUCGUCAUCGCCUUCUGCUACGUGUGCGUGUCGAUCAGGCUAAAUGAUCGGGCGCGCGCCAAGCCCGGUAGCAAGACGAGCAAGCGCGAGGAAGCGGAUCGCGAGAGGAAGCGCCGCACCAACCGGAUGCUGAUCGCCAUGGUCACGAUAUUCGGCGUGUCCUGGCUGCCACUCAACAUCGUCAACGUCGUCGAUGAUUUCUACUCGCAAGCCAACGAGUGGUCCUACUACAAGCUCUGCUUCUUCAUGUCGCACUGUCUCGCCAUGAGCAGCACCUGCUACAAUCCAUUCCUCUACGCCUGGCUUAACGACAACUUUCGCAAGGAAUUCAAACAGGUCCUGCCGUGUUUCUCGAGAAACUCUAAUGGUGACAUUCCAAGGAGCAGAGUGGGGUUCAGAGCCGACUUAUGUAACGGUAAUAACACCAUGCAAGAGACAUUGCUGCCGAGCAACACGACGCGAACGCAGAAUCCCGAGGGAUGCGAGAUGAUUAUUCUGGAGCCGACGACGAACAUCUCGAAAGAGCAGGAUCAGCCUUCGAGCUCCUCCAAGGACUUCGACGAUGUGGCUCUGUGAGAGAAAACCCGACAGAAACUUCAAUCAAGCCUGGAAGGUACCGUCAUGUUGCUUUCAUCAUCGCGAUCAAGAGGCUGUCGAUCGGAUAAAUCAAAACGGAGAGGAUGUUUUCAAGAAUAAUACGUUUAUCAUAAAAUCUGUGUAAUAUAAUUGCCCGUACUUGUGUAAACUGUGAUGCAAUUAAAAAUAAUAUUAUAAGCAUUAGAUAAGAGCAUGCAUGUAUCAAGCUAUCGAGCGAUAGGCUUCAGAGUAUAAAGUAUAAAGCAUAAAAAGUGCAAAUAUUAUAAAUGCGUCUUUAUCAAUGGCUUGUUCAUGAUGUAUUUACUUUUAAUCAUAAUAAAUGGCGCAUCUGUAAUA
Formica exsecta is the source of this 3573-nucleotide messenger RNA. RefSeq names its product prolactin-releasing peptide receptor-like. The transcript is spliced from 4 exons. Gene Ontology annotation, cellular component: neuron projection; plasma membrane. Gene Ontology annotation, biological process: G protein-coupled receptor signaling pathway. The coding region runs from base 1993 to 3216 and encodes 407 amino acids. Gene Ontology annotation, molecular function: neuropeptide binding; neuropeptide Y receptor activity. NCBI's taxonomy places the organism in Eukaryota, Metazoa, Arthropoda, Insecta, Hymenoptera, Formicidae. The record is from RefSeq and is a predicted model, not a curated record.